AUGAGUCUUAAAUUCCUCGCUGCUCUUAUACCGCUCAUAUGUUUCACACAUGCAUCUUCUGAAAAAAUUCCGCUGGUCAUCGGCGGAGUGUUUGACAUCGACACAAAGCCUGGAGAUGAAAACUCUGCAAGUAUGAUCCCAAUAGUGCGCAUGGCAAUAAAACAUGUGAAUGCAUGUCCCAAAACACUGGUGAACUAUGAACUGCAAAUGGAAGUCAAAGACGUCAAGGUAGGAAACACGAUCAAUCUUAAGGAUUCUCGCUACAGUUAAAGCACUUUAACUUGAAGGAAACGGUAUUACUUUCUCGACAAGAGUUGAUGAAGAGAUAAUGGUGAUAGGUUACCAUGCCAAUAGUAGAACAUGUCAAGUCGCAGCCUUGUUGCAGAGUAAGAUUUUAUAGUCAUAUUCCAAAUUGUUCAAAUCGUUACUUCAACUUGAUCAUAAAGGAAACAUAUGUAAAUUCUCGUCAAUUUUAAAGCAUCUCGGUUUAAAAAUAUUUGGAAAGCAAAUGACCUCUUAUCACAUCCUCAGGCAACUUAUAAACUUAGUACCAUAAUGUUAUGUUUCUUAUUUGUCAAACAUCUUAUUGUGUCUGUAUAUCAUUCAGUGUCAAGACUCCGAUGCAAUCCACGCGUUCACUGAGUUCAUUCGAGAGGAGAAGAAGAAAAUCAUGAUCUUAGGACCUGGUUGUUCCAAAUCAGCAGAACCGUUUGCCAAGGCUACUCCUUUCUACAACUUGGUUCAAGUGAGUGCUAACCAUAUCAGAUCUUCGAAAAUACUUAAAUUUAAAAUAAUACAUAUUUGCAACUUCCAGUUUUCCAUUGGGUCAAAAAUUCUCGAUCAAAGUCAUUAUUCUUGGGAGCAAAGUAUCUCACAAAUUGAUAUCUUUGCUUUCUCCAGUUUAUCCGUAUAGUUUUGUGAAACUGCUCUCGUGAUGCUGGACUCUUCUUUUCGGUAUUUGUUGCUUUGUUCCAAGACAACACAUUUCACUAGCAGCGAAAUUGCGGUAAUCCCAGAACUAGAAAUUACGGUAAACUCAUCUAACACAAAAGACAACCAAUAACUCAGCCAAUUAGCGAUAAAUGUUAAUCUUCAUCAAUAUUUUAUGCUACUACAAGGUGGCUAUGGCGGGAGCAAACCCAGCUCUAUCAUGCGCGAAGAUCUUUCCAACGUUCAUGCGCACCAUACCACCGGAGCAUUUUCAAAACCAGGGAAGAGUGGCGAUCGUGAAACAUUUCAAAUGGAGAAGAGUGGCCAUACUGCGAGAGAAUAUGGACACUUACCAAGGACUUUCCAACGAUUUGGUCAAAAGGUUGAAAAAGGCUGGGAUACAGUUGGCCAGUUAUCAGACUUUCACCGGUAACGCUGAGUUGCAGAUCGAAAACAUACAGGUUUGAUAAGAGUAACUUUAACGCGGCCUGUAUCAGUUAAGCUGCGAUGGCCUGUGUUAGUUGAGCACUAAUUCAAAACCCUACCUUAUCUUGAAAUUUGAUGACUUUCAGGCUUGAGCCCUUGCCGACUUUCUUGAUUAUUACCAAAUUCCCUGCGUCAGUAAUGUUUGAGUCUGCUAAAGGAGAUAUCCUGUUAGUGCUACUGUUCAUGCCGAGAUUUUUGUACAAAAGCGUCUUCUAACACACACAGCAAAAGUAUGUUAUAGGCGUAUGGAAUUACCAUUUCGAUGUUUCAUACCUGAAUUGUUAAAUUCCAAGACGAUGAAGAAACGUUAACAGUGUUUUUUGUCGGCGCCAUCAGCAGUGGGUGUUUGAGAACUUUUUUCCUCACUAACUAACACUUUAGUUCCCCUUUUUAUCGUAGAAAAACGACUUGCGAAUAAUUUUUGGCAUGUUUUCAGAGAAAGCCGCAAGAAAAGUUAUUUGCACGGUAAGUAGGGUAGCUUUGUUAACGUAUCAGAGCUUGAAAAUCAAGAAAUAAUGAAUUUAGAGAGGCAAUAAACAGGAAGUUCAUUCUGGUCACCAUAAAAUGCUUUAUAGAGCAAAGGUUUAAGCUUUUUUUUAACUUAGAAACUUUACCUCAUGCAAAAUUCAUCUAACAAGUUUUCCUUGAUUUUGGUUUUAUGUGCGCGACACUAAUGGCCAGCGGCUGCAUAUGACAACAACACAUAUUAAAAACCCUUGUGACUUCGCAAUUUGCAAAAUGAUAGUUUUGAUUGGCUUAGCCAUGCAUCUUAAAAGAAGUAUUUCACUACGGAUGGAUCAAAAGUCACCCAUAUAUUAUCAUAGGGUUGAUGUUGACCUCUUACAAUUUAUUUUAUCUGUAUACGUAGUCGUUGGUUUUUUAAUAAAACAGCUAUUUCACCGCCGGCAGUCUCUGAUACUCAAGAAGUAACCACAGCAAACUCAUGUCUAACACUCGCUCGAGGAAUACAUGAAGUUAUUGUCUGGAGGUAAUUUCAAUUAUAUUCAAAAAAUUUUAGGCUUUUCAGAAGGGGUUUUAUGGUCCUAAAGUCGUCUGGAUUCUGAUGGCGGGUGGGUACAGAGAACAAUGGUGGGGCUACAAUGAUGUGAAUUGCACCAAAGAGGAACUUUGCAAGGCGCUCGGGAACUACCUCAGUACCGAGGCGUUGAUGAUUGGAAAAGAUAAUCAGGAUACGAUUGCCAGAAAGGUACGAUAAUCUCAUCUACUAUCACAGUUCACGGGUAGAAAAGACAGACUCAUAUAGAAAAUAUUUCGUUUUUAAUCAAUGCGGUCUGAAAUUUAGAUCUAUAAUGUCCAGCAAAGGCAAUUUGGAAGUUGAAAUAGCUCGUUUGGCUACCUUUACCAGACUCAAACUUCUCGAACGUCAGAAUUCUAUGAGUUGUAAUUUGUGUUUUUCUUUACUAAACUAUAGAAUUAUGCUAUGAAUGCAUGCUAACGAAUUGUGCAUAAGCAAGUUACUGCUUACUAAUAGAUUAAUUAAUACAAUUCUUCUUAAUUUGUCAAUUUAGACGCGUUUGAUAAUUCCAAUGGUAGUCAAGGUUCCGAAUUCAAAGAUAAAAUUUGGUUUCAACAAUUUACGAGAACUAUGUGAUUCCAAGCUUAUAUUUUAUCACCUCUGCGAACCUUUUCGCAUAAUUUUUGAUGGAAGAGCCUUCUAUGAAGCUGUAUCAAAUAAAUUUGAUCAGUUGAUUACAUUAAGAAUCUGCAUGUUUGACUGAGUAACAAGUAAAUUUAUUUCACGUUUUAUUCAUGCAUCUUUAUCUGAAGACCAUAGAAGAACUCAGAGCUGAGUACAAGGCAGAGCUGUCCAAGACUCCUUACAAAGAGCCCAGCCGUCAUGCCGCCUUUGCUUAUGACGCUGUGUGGACCAUAGCCCUUACUUUGCACAGGUCUAUCUCAGCACUUCAACAGCAAAACGAAACCAGAAACAUGUCAUUGGAAGACUUUGACUAUAACAAUACUGCUAUGAGGAAGACAUUCAUGAAGGUUGCAAAAGGGGUAUCAUUUCAGGGAAUGUCUGUAAGUGCCCUAUUAUAUGUAUCACUGUGAUUCCCAGCAUUUUGUUUUCUUGAAGGUCAAACUCCUUUGUUAGGUAUAGUUAUCGUUAGAAAACAAAGGCGAUACAUCAUAAACGCAUAAGUAAUUGUUUCUUUAACGAUCCAUGCAACAAAAAACGAAAAAAAUUGAACGGAGUGCAACUGACAAUCGACACGCACAUACGCGUUUUGACCUUGUUAAUUAUAUCAGUAUUAAGGAUUCUUAUCAUAAGCUCUGUAUGAAAUUAUUUAUGGACCGCUAUGUUAUUUUUGACCAAUUAAUAAACUGUCCGAGCAGGUUGGAGGUUCUAGUCCUUAUAAUGGACUCUUAUUACUUUUUUCCUUCCGGCACUCUCGAUGACUGACUUCCAUGAUGAGAAAGAGAGGUAGUUGUUCAUUUCCUUUUCUAGUCAUGUGCAAUUGGCUUGUCAUUGAACUCCGAAUAUGUCUUGGUUCCCCAACAAGUUUUCUUUAUCUUAGUUGGCAGAGCAGCUGACUGCUUUGAAGUUUCCGAUCUUAUCUCAAAGAAUGCAAAAAGUGUUCUUCCAAGGCAUUCUAUAGAGAGGUUGACUUCACUCUUCGAGUCGAAUUUCGCUCCAUUGCCUUUUAUGUUCUUCGUGGAAAUACAUGGGUUUUGCCGUUAGGAGAAAAACUGACCUCCGCUACUGCGAUAGAUGGCAGCAUAUACAGUAACAAGUAUCCUGUUUACUAUUCCAGGAAUUCAUCACAAAUCUCGGUCAUGAUACUUUGUGGUCAUUCUUUUGCUUUUUAUGAAGAAUGUUUUGCCGUUAGGAAAAAACUGCGUAAUUUCUAUAUUUUUUUAUUCCAGGAAUUCAUCUCUUCAGGGCUUGGUACAAUUUCUAUAAGAACUCUGACAGGCUAAAGAACUUGACAGGCUAACAACAUUGAUCAGCGUCAACGUAUGUACUCCUUUAAUGAUGUUGAUAACAAAACGAAAUGAUGCUUUUUUUAAUUAUCGUAUUAUUCCUCUCUACAGGUGGCGAAAUGAAACGAAUUGGAACUUAUGAUAUGAAAAGGAAAGUCAUCGUAGUCGAUAAGAGCCAAACAGCGCAGUGGGAAGGUACUGCUCAGAUGUCUUCUAGACUUUGGUAGAUUUCUUUUUAACAAAAACUCUUGAGCAAGUUUCAACGAUACAAUCUUCUUUUAUAAAACGAAAAGCGUGGUCAAAAACUUUUUAGAACUCCUCAAGUGAGCAAAUAAUUAUGCAACAAAGAGUUUAUGAUUGCGUAUAAUAGAAAUAAUAUCACAGGGAAACUGAAUGAGAAUUGCGUUUUUCGCAUAUUUAUGUUAACCAGAUAAAAAGGUUCCAGCCUGCAGUAUCAAAAAAAUCCUUGAGCCACGGUACCUUCCCAAGAGUAUGGUAUUUACCAUGGAUGGAUUGUGCGUGCUCGGGAUCCUCUUUGCGGCAGGGCUCUUCUUUUUCAACUUUAAGUAUCGAAAUGUCAGGUAGAAACUCUCCAUUGCACUAUUUUCUUAUUUAUUCACUUAUGCUACGUUAUCUCUCUAAAUUUAAUAGUUCAGAGGAAAACUUAUUCACAAAAUUGAAUUAAUCCACUGAUAGGCCCUCUUGGUUCUGCCAAAUGAUAUUACCAGCUAAACUUAAUGUGUCAAGAGAGCAUCAGAAUACAGAAGGAGACCAGGUGAAAUGAAAUCUGGCGCAGAAAGGAAGGCUUCUAAUCCAGGCCCGUCACUUCCAUCAGAUGUAUUCAUAUAUAGGUCUUAAGAAUAGAAGCCUUUUCCUGGUUGUGUGGGCUUAAAAGAUUUCGGAAGGAAAAUAAAAAGGAUUUAUUUAGCGGUUAUUCACAGUGCAGAUGUCGUGGGAAAUAAAUUUUUGCCUCCACCUAAAACUGUCAUAACUCAAGUGGCCAGGACAAAUCCUAGCUCAGCCAAUGUCUAAUUGUUUAUGUCUUUUGAGAACUAGAAAACCAAAUUUUAUAAAAAGAAUAAGGUUUCGUUGAAUUAUCUCUGGUUGAAAGACUGAAAUAGUACUAACUGCAAUACCAACGGCAAGAGACUUAAAUAUUCACGGUUCUGCAUUUUGCAAAUCAAGAUAAGAAGGAAGGUAAAUUUAGUCCUUAGGGAUAGGGUGGAGAAAGCAACAUCUUUGUUCUCCUCGUUUCGGUGAUUAUUGCACAUUGCUAGGUUUAUUGAGUGAGUAGGUCUGUUCAGGGACAUUUGCAAGGGUUUAAAAACUGUUGAGAAAAUUCUUACCACUACUUUGCUCUCAUUCUCAGUUUAAAACUGGCUAUUGGAUUUUUCUGAAGUCGCCUAGGAGAUCGGGAAUUCUCUUAAAUCAACCUUACUUUAAUCAUAUAUUUAGACACACAUGAAACACCGUAACAAUCGUUCAUAAUCAGUUAUUAAAUGCUUAUCUCUGCCUCCAGGUAUAUUCGAAUGUCCAGCCCGAAUAUGAAUAACAUUAUUAUUCUGGGAUGUGUUUUGAUCUACAUUUCUGGAAUCCUUUUCGGCAUUGACGCAGAAAUUGUCUCAAAGAAGACCCACGAGAAAGUGUGUCAGGUAUGACGUUGCAAAUUGAACUAAAGGGAAGUGAGGAAUGAGUAGAAGUACAUUAACAGUCUAAUGCACGGUGAAGGCGAAUGCCUAAAUCACAAUCGUGUGAUUGGUUAAUGAUGUGGUACGAGCUUUUUUGGACCAAUCGGAAACCGGGAUGAGUAAAGCAAAAACAAUGCAAUCCCGGACUACUUUGGACAAUCGUUAAGAUAUUUGGAAAUUUCGUGGAUGAAGGAAGAAUUCACAAGUGUAACGUUAUUGAGACAGAAAGCUACACAGUUUUGAAGUGGUCUGCAUGCAAAGCCAAAACUAGAAAAGAAGGAAAACAGUAGUUUAAAGAUUUCGAAAUACCAAGUAAAGAGUGAGGGUGUAGGUUUUUGUGGAGCAUUAGGCAGUUCUCGUUCAAAUGAGUUAUUUAUUACCUAUUUACUCUUUCAAAUUAUGUAGACUAGUGCAUGGACGGCAUCAUUUGGAUUUACCAUGGCUUUCGGUGCCUUAUUCUCUAAGACAUGGAGGGUUCAUCGCAUUUUUAUGAACAAACUUAAAAAAACGGUAAGUUGUUGAAUAUCAAUCAAUCGGAUCAUUUAUUUUUCUCUCAAAGUCAUGAGACGACCACGAUUAAAUUUUGAAGCUAAGAAGCGGAGGGGUCAUCUUGGAGUGCAAUAAGCCUCUUCCGGAUGAAAAAUAAUAAUGAAUGACGAUGAGGAUGAUUACAAAACCAGGUAUCCUUCCGAAUUCUAUGAGGGGGGAGGGGGGGUUUAAAAAAUCAUUUCCUUGCCUCCAUAAUUCUGAUGAGCACAAGCCUAAGAUAAAUGUACCUUAAAGAUGAAUGCAAUCAGCCCAGGUUAAAAAUAAUACGAAUUUCAUAGGAGAGCACGGCUUAUUUUGAGCAACAUUUAUCAUUUGUUCAAUCCCCUGCUUUAGGUGAUCCAAGACUACCAGCUAAUCAUUGUGGUAAUUCUUCUCCUGAUGAUUGACGCCUGCGUCCUUUCCACCUGGCAAAUACUGGACCCCAUAUAUACCACUUCUAAGACCUUCCCAAGGAGGGUAAGCCUCGUCUAUUUCUUUCCGUACGACUUCAUUAUGAGUCUUUUUUUAUUUUAAUGAGAAACUUUUUUCACGUCAUUGAAUUCAAGUUUGAGAAAAACUUAAAAGUAUAAUUGAAUGCUCCAUACAUUUAAAGCAUUGACAUUGCGCCCAAAGUAAAAGGUUGUUACCUGAAUAAUUAAUUCUGAUGUUUCAAGAUGAUUUUAAUACGUUUUCCAUAAAUCCUUUUUACAUAUGUACAAUGCAAUACAUCUGCUUUGUUCUUCUUGUCCAUGUGGAACAGAGACAACUAGUAGUCCAGUUUAAGCCAAUACUUUACCUUUUAAAGGAGUUCGUAAUUUUUCUGCAUUCAGAGUAAUAUAAUUAUAGCAAAUAGAAGUAUCACAGAUGACAAACGUAAUGGGCGUAAUUAUCAAAUAUUUCAGAUUGACCAAGACGGUGACAUUGCCAUUUACCCAUACCAGACCUUCUGCACUUCAAAACAUGAAAACUUAUGGACAGGUUUGCUAUAUGGUUACAAAGGCUUCCUUCUGCUAUUCUGCACCUACCUGGCAUGGGAAACUCGCAAAGUCCAUAUGCCAGCGCUAAACGAUUCCAAGCAGAUCGGCUUUGCUGUGUACAAUGUGUUCAUUCCUUGUGUCAUUAUCAUUCCUAUACUGAACCUACUGGGGAGUCACAGCGAUGCAGUGUACUUGUUAAGCACUUUGCUGUGCCUUUUCUGUACCACCAUCACUCAGUGCCUGAUCUUUGUUCCAAAGGUAACUACAAGGAGCUACCUACUUUUCGCAAUCUAAGGCAGGAGGCAAAACCAAAAUUGUAAAAAAAGUUUCCAAUUAUAGUGAAUUUAUAUUAUGGAGGGAUUGGAUACACUUCAAAUGGUUAAAUAAUCUCAUUUCAAGCGGCAUGUUAAGGUACACUGUACCGUCAACAGAAAAGUCCGGAGACGGAGCGUGGCACGUUCUUUACCUUCAGGAGGUCAUACGCUACCGUUUUAAACCAGUUGGGACUUUUAACCAAGUCUACUUUUUGUGAAAUUAUUCCAAUGUCGCUUUCUAUGAUUGUCGAGGAUAGCAACAGAGUCUAGCAAGUAUUAUGCGUUGGCGUUACAUAUUAAGUCUCAGAGAUCUGACAAGAAUGAAGAAUUCGAAGUAAAUGCAGGGUGUAUAAAAUUAAGUACUUUUCUUGCACUGCAUGAUGAUGAAUUAUCACCAUCACCGCGGUUAAGCAACUCUAAUUUCAGGCAAAAUUAGUUUUCCACGAGAGGCUAAGCACCUCCUCAGGUUUCGAAGAAAACUUGCUCUGACUGGGUCAAAACAGCUCAGAACUUCAAAUUGCCUUGUAGAGAGUUACUAUAAAUAUAAACAGGUUCAGGUUAAUUUGGGUAACUUAUUUGAUUAUUUGACAGAUUUUUGCGAUGAAACGCACAAAUGGUGACCCGUCUAGUUACGAGAAGGGUUCACUCUCUUCUGGCAGUACCGUCGACAGCAAAAUUUGCCCAUCAUCUUCAGCAAAAAGCCUUGAUCAUAAUUACAAAGCGGAGAAAACAACCUUUCCACCACAUGCUGGUUAAAAACAUCUUUACAUUUUGGUGAGUAUUUCAUAUGAGCCCAAAACAGAUAAUGUUUUUGCAUGUCGGCUUUGCUCAAUGAGGCUUUUUCUGUCGUUUAAGUACUGUUUAUAAAGGUUAAAGUCAUCUAACUAUAUAGAGUGUGGAGGAUUUUUCAAAACUAAUUCAUGGCUGCGCUGAAAAGUUGAUCAUAUGCAUGCAGGUUAGAUUGGAUGAGAGACAUGUAUGCCUUUUUUUUUUUUUUUUUUUUGUUUCAUUUUGUCUCGGUUGCUUUCCUUGCUUGGUGGAGAUUUUUUGCUUUUUACAAGGUUUAAUUGCAAAAGAAGAAAAAAAACUCUCUAUAUGAAUUAUAAAAAGAAAAUGAAAACAAAACAAAAGUGUUAACUAGUGACGCAAAGCCUCCUUUAUUUGCCGGUCGGCGUUUGUUUUUGUUUGUUGUUGUUCUUGUUUUAUUAGCUUUUGAUAAUUUCAACAAUGAUGAAGCCUCGAGAUAAUAAAAUCGAACGUGGGCAAUCUAGAACACGCGUAAAGAAACACCGGACACUUCGAAACACUAUGGAGGUGAAAAUGUCGGUGGGAGAUGGCAACACCGUGCAACGGUCACCUCACUUUUUUGAAAUUGAUAUAUAGUUCGUUGAUAUCUCAACCUAAAAAAGGAGAAUAGUUGCAUAAAAAAUUUUUGCCAUCUUUGACUCUUUUCCACUUCCAGGAACCACGUCACCAUGGAGGUACUUGCUCUAUCUUCUCAUGAAUACAG
Pocillopora meandrina is the source of this 9376-nucleotide messenger RNA. The record is from the annotation of a GenBank genome assembly. NCBI's taxonomy places the organism in Eukaryota, Metazoa, Cnidaria, Anthozoa, Scleractinia, Pocilloporidae.